Molecule: messenger RNA, 2640 nt
Organism: Penicillium argentinense
Lineage: Eukaryota; Fungi; Ascomycota; Eurotiomycetes; Eurotiales; Aspergillaceae
Exons: 2
Coding region: 1-2640 (879 amino acids)
Biological process (GO): proteolysis
Cellular component (GO): cell wall; membrane; cytosol
Molecular function (GO): tripeptidyl-peptidase activity; serine-type endopeptidase activity
Source: RefSeq, a predicted model, not a curated record
AUGGCCCCGCUCUGGCCAUGGCUGGGGGCCCUUCUGGCCGCGCCCCUGGCCCUCGCCGGCAAGUCCGGUGAUGCGGUUCCCAAAUCGUAUAUUGUGGAAUUCAGCAAUCCUCACCUGGCGACGGACAGCUUUAUUUCAACGCUCACACGCAACGGCAUUCCGAUCAGCCUCAACCAUGAUUUGUCGUUUGACCUCUUUCACGGUGGUUCAUUCAACCUCCUGGGCAACACGGAUAACGAGGCGGCCGUUGUGAAGAAGAUCUCGGGCCUGCCCUAUGUCAAGAACAUUGUUCCCGUCCGCGAGGUUCACCACUCCAAGCGAUCCACCUCGAAUGUGCGCGACGCAUCUCUCGCCGCUCCCGGCCAGCAUCUCACUCGUCGUGGUGACCACUAUGCUCCUGGUUCCAACGACGUCCCUCACCGCAUGACCGGUGUUGACAAGCUGCGCGAGCAGGGCUAUCUGGGCAGUGGCCUUCGGGUCGCUGUUGUGGAUAGCGGUAUUGACUACAAGCAUCCUGCUCUGGGUGGCUGUUAUGGCGAGGGCUGCUUGGUUGCAUUUGGCCAUAACCUGGUCGAUGAUACUGAGGACCCGUACGAUGACUGUGAUGGCCACGGAACCCAUGUUUCGGGUCUCAUCGCGGCCCAGCCGAACGCUUACAACUUUACCGGUGUUGCCCCCAAUGUUACUCUUGGACACUACAAGGUCACCAAUUGCCACUCUGGUGCGACUACCGACAGACUCAUGCAGGCAUUCAAGAUGGCCUAUGAGGCCAAGGCCGACGUCAUCACCUGCUCCAUCGGUGGAUACAGUGGCUGGUCGGAAGAGCCCUGGGGUGUUCUCAUCCAGAAUAUUGCCAAGGCCGGCGUGCCCUGCAUGAUUGCCGCAGGAAAUGACGGUGAUGCUGGCAUGUUCUUUGCUUCCGAUGGCGCUGACAAUAAAGGUGGUACCGGCAUUGGAGCCGUGAACAACUUGAUGGUCCCGAUGAUCCUCAACAAGGCCAGUUAUGUCUCCAAGAAUGGAUCUGCCAACUUUGGCUGGUCGAUUUCCGGUGACAAAGACUUCGUCAAUGGCACUUAUCAGCUCUACCCUCUCAGCCUCGACUCAUCCGUUGAAAAUGAUGGUUGCGAGGCUCUACCUGCCGACACUCCCGAUCUGUCCAAGAAGAUUGUUCUGAUCCGCCGUGGUGGUUGUGGAUUUCAGGACAAGGCCGACAACGCAAUCAAGGCCGGCGCGAAGAACAUCCUGUUCUACAACAACCGUCCCGGUACUGACGACUUUUCUUUCACCGUGCCUGAGAUUGUCGGUAUGGGAAUGGUGCCGACUAAUACCGGUGUUGAGUGGGUGAACCUGGCCGCGAAGAACACCUCGAUUUACCUGCACAUGACCAGCAAGAAGUAUGCUUCUUCCAUUUUCUUCAAUGAGAAGAACAACCAGGCCGGUGGCUUUGUCGGCGAUUUCAGCCAGUGGGGUCCUACCAACGAGCUCAUGGCAAUUCCUGUUGUCACUUCGCCCGGCGGCUUUAUGUUGUCCACAUAUCCGCUGGCUCUGGGUGGAUACAAGGUUGAGACCGGUACCUCUAUGGCUACUCCCUACUUCGCCGGUUGUGUUGCGCUUCUUAUCGAGGCUCGCGGCAAGGUGCCCGCCAAGACUGUCCAGACUCUGUUCGCAGCCAAUGCUGACCCCAACGUGUUCCACGAUGGUGUCUCGGCCUAUCCAUGGCUCAGUUCGGUUGCCCAGCAGGGUGCUGGCCUGAUUAACGCCUUCGAUGCUGUCAACACAAAGACAAUCCUCAACGUCAGCAGCAUCGGUUUCAAUGACACUGAGCACCUGGCGCCUGUCUCUUUCAGCAUCAACAACACUGGCUCAGAUAUCGCUGUUUACAACAUCAGCCAUGUGGGAAGUGCCACUGUCUAUACCCUUCCCGACGAUGGUACCACAAUCCCCCACCCCUUCAGCUCUGGCGACUUUAUGGAGAACGUGAACAAGCACGCCUCUCUCAGCUUCAGCGCUCGUCGUAUCGUGGUUCGCCCCGGUCAGACCGUGGUUGUCAAGGUCUCUGCCAUCCCUCCCCAGGGCCUGAAUACUACCCGCAUUCCAAUCUACAGUGGCUAUGUCACCCUCAAUGGCACCAACGGCGACUCUUUCUCCAUUCCGUACCUGGGUGCUGGUACUGCCAUGCGUAAUGUGACCAUCCUUGACACCAAGCAUGGCGAGAACUACUUCAAGUCGAGCGAGAGCAAGGACCCGAUCAAGGCAGGCCAAAUGUUCACCUUUGCCGGCGCGAACGGCUCGGCCAAUGACAUCAGCAGCCCCGUUUUUGAGCGACAGCUGUCGAUGGGAACUGCCCGUUUAGAGAUCGACGUGAAGUCAAGCAACGGAACGAUUGUUGGAUCCCUGCCCAACUUCCCCAUGCUGUACAUGUCCCGUGCCCCCUACAGCCCGACGGAGCAUUCCUGGGACGGCGGGCUGGCCGAUGGAACCUACGCCCCUGCUGGUACCUACUCCAUUCGUGUCCGCGCUUUGAAGAUCUUCGGCAACCCCGCCAACGAUUCCGACUAUGAAGUCGUGGAAUCUCCCAAGUUCAAUAUCCGCUACGCCGGAAAUAACAUGAAGGCUCGCAGCCUUGAUCAUCAAGUCUAA